AUUAUUUAUAGAAAACAAAAGUAUAUUUCUAAAAAAUGAAAGUGGUUUCUCUUUUUUACCGGGAACCCAAAUGUUUUAAAUAAUUCUUUCCAACGCGUAUCAAACCCGACCAGUGAAAGGCUACUAGCAUUUUCUUUACCAUUAACCAACUCAAUAUCGGGUAAAUAAAAAUGAUAUCAGUUAAAUAAAAACAAAUAUUCGCGUGAUAUUUGCAUUUAUUGGUAUAUAAAUCAUUUUAUUUUUACUAUUAGUGAAAUUAUGUAAUAGCAAUAUAUGUAUUAUGUGAUGUAUUUUUGUCACCAUUUUAUUAUAAUUUUUAUAGAUUAUAUAAUGGUAUAAAAAAUAUUUCGUUACAUUACGUUAAAAAAUUACACCCGUCCGAGCGGGUCCUGCUCUAGUAUUUCUUUAAUUCUCAUCUCACAUUCUUUUGGACUCUUGUGUUCAGAAAAAUGCUAUAUAUAUAUUCGUCUAUUUCGCUCUGUUUAAAACUUAUAGAGAAAUCACUAAUUACAUAAUUACUUAAGAUACAUUUAAAAGUAAUUGACCACAUAUCAUCACUUGUGGAGCUUCCAUGGCGAAGGGCCGAAAGCUGACGACAAGCCAGAGCGAGAGGUACCUGGGAUGCAGCUACAGUUACGGUGGUAGUGACGCCGACGAACCAGAGCUCACGGAAGAGGACAUAUGGUCACACGCCGUUGAUCACAGCCAAGAGGAACUCACCGAGAUGCCGGAAUCGCUUGGCGCAUGGAACUCACGUGAUGCGGUGGUGAGCAACGGCCGCGUGUGUGGUGGUCUGUCUCUGGCGUUUCAGGACACGUCUUCUUCGCCGAGGAUCGUGCAUCAGAUAUGCAGCGGAGGAGGAGAGGGAGGUGGCGGUGGAAAAGGAGGAAGAAUCCAGCGGCAGCUGGCGUCAUCUGCGCCGGUGAACGUGCCGGACUGGAGUAAGAUAUACCGAGUCAACUCGGUUGAGUCGAUACACGAGUCGGAAGAAGAGGACGAUGAAGAGUCUGGGAUGAUGCCGCCGCAUGAGUACGUAGCGAAGAGCCAAAAGCGGAGAAGUAGCAAAACUGGAGGCGGUGGCGCGUCGGUGUUUGAAGGAGUUGGGAAGACUCUCAAAGGACGAGAAUUAAGGCGCGUCCGCGACGCGAUUUGGAGCCAAACAGGAUUCUACGGCUAACUAGCUAAUGAGUCAGGGUGUUACAAUUAAUUUUGAAACUUUCUUGAAUCCCAAGGGUGAGAUGUAUAACAUUUGGUUUCCCAUGCAUAAUGUUUUUUUCUUUUAGAUUUGUAAUAUUAAUUAAUUGUGGGAUAAUUUUCAAGAACCUCAUGUGCUAUGUGUAUAUUUUUAUUGUAUUGGUUAAUUUAAUGAUUAUUCAAGAUUCAACAUCCAAAAGUAUGA
Messenger RNA from Brassica oleracea var. oleracea, 1399 nucleotides. RefSeq lists its product as uncharacterized. The coding region runs from base 572 to 1177 and encodes 201 amino acids. The record is from RefSeq and is a predicted model, not a curated record. Lineage: Eukaryota; Viridiplantae; Streptophyta; Magnoliopsida; Brassicales; Brassicaceae. The transcript has a single exon.